This is a messenger RNA of Paraphaeosphaeria sporulosa, 1349 nucleotides long. RefSeq names its product polysaccharide deacetylase family protein-like protein. NCBI's taxonomy places the organism in Eukaryota, Fungi, Ascomycota, Dothideomycetes, Pleosporales, Didymosphaeriaceae. Gene Ontology annotation, molecular function: hydrolase activity, acting on carbon-nitrogen (but not peptide) bonds. The record is from RefSeq and is a predicted model, not a curated record. The transcript has 6 exons. Gene Ontology annotation, biological process: carbohydrate metabolic process. The coding region runs from base 307 to 1248 and encodes 313 amino acids.
GUUGGUUUGGUUUGCUUGUUGGAGCAAGUUGGAGACUGCCGCGCGUGAUAAGGCUCAAGCGCGUGAGGUGGAGUAACCUAGCUUGGGAUCCGGUCACUGGCGCCUGGACAGUCCUCCGGACCGGCAGCUUUGCCCAGCGCCAUCGGCUCCACGGUAUCUUGAACGCACCUACGCCGCGACGACGUGCAGUGUCAUUUACCUUCUUGGAAAGGACGACUUGGAGAUUCAUCACUCUCAACAUCCAUUACCACUUCCUAAGUCUUUGCCUUGCAUCUCUUCUCCUCGAAGCCUAGAAAACUCACACUCAUGGGAAAGAAACGGGUAUUGAUCUCGUAUGGUGUUGAUGUAGAUGCUGUUGCAGGAUGGCUGGGCUCUUAUGGAGGCGAGGACAGCACCAGCGACAUCAGCCGUGGGCUGUGGGCCGGCACUGUUGGUACGCAACGGUUGUUGAAGAUGUUCGCCAAGCAUGACAUCAAGACAACGUGGUUUAUACCUGGGCACAGUUUAGAAACCUUCCCUGAGGAUAUGGCCGCGGUUCGCGAUGCGGGUCACGAGAUUGGAUUACAUGGCUACAGUCACGAAAACCCUGUAGAUAUGACUCUUGAGCAACAAAGGGAUGUCUUAGAUAAGACGUAUCGCAUGCUUACAGAAUUUGCGGGAAAGCCUCCGCGAGGGAGUGUAGCGCCCUGGUGGGAAACAAGCCAAGAAGGCGCGGAGCUGCUGCUCUCAUAUGGAAUCGAGUAUGAUCACAGCAUGAGUCAUCACGACUGCCAGGCCUAUUAUCUGCGCACGGGCGAUUCGUGGACCAAAAUUGAUUACUCCAAGAAGGCUGCAGAAUGGAUGAAGCCACUCGUCAAGGGCCAAGAAACUGGCCUCGUUGAGAUUCCAGCGAACUGGUAUAUCGAUGAUCUGCCUCCAAUGAUGUUCAUCAAGGCUUCUUCGAACAGCCAUGGUUUCGUCAAUGCGCGCGAUAUCGAAGACAUCUGGAGAGAUCACUUCGACUACUUCUACCAGGAAUAUGAUGACUUCAUCUUCCCUAUCACUAUCCAUCCCGAUGUGUCCGGGCGACCGCAUGCACUGCUGAUGCACGAGAGACUCAUUAAACAUUUCAAAGAACACGAAGGGGUAGAGUUCGUCACAAUGGAGCAGAUAUGCGACGAGUUUAAAAGCAAGAAUGCACCGCCAGAAGGAGCUUUGAUGCCUGCCGAGCCUGGUGCAAAGCUGAAAGAAGCUCCAGUCAGCAGCUAGUGUUAGAUACAAAGGCACCUGUUAAUACCCUGGAGGAACUCUGCGAGUCGUAUAUAUGCAGUUUAUAAGACCGUAAGCCGUUUUCUCUGAGCACAGAGCGC